GUUCAAAGGUUUACAACGUUGAAAGUAUGCAUGGACUUUAAGACAUGAGAACUCUACCGCACGUCUUUUACUCUCUACUGACCAUGCUCCAUUUCUGUACAGGAUAUGAUAAAUUGUCUCUUGGAAAACCCACAAUCCAAAGUAACCUACAUCCCUGUCGUGGAUGUGAAGCCAGCCAUGCAGUUGAUGGAGACCAUUCCACAUGCGUAAACACAGAAGAUGGCUUCCCUGUGACGUGGCACAUAGAUCUCCAGGAAGUCAAAAGCAUAGCCAGAAUUUCGAUAUUCUACAACACUUCUGGUAUUCAAGGACAAGUUCACAAUUAUGAAGUUUAUUUGUCCAAUACAGCUCAGUGGCAAAACAGCUUUCUGUGUGUUAAGGAUGCCUUGAGCUAUGUACUACCAGGCUUAGUGGGAAAUUGUCAGGUCUUUGCACGUUACGUAAUAUUCCAUAAUGCAGUAGCGUCUGAUGAUGCGAAUUCGGCUGUUUUAAAGUUCUCUCCAGUUUGCGAGGUUAUAGUAGAGGGAUGUGAACAGAGUGGGACAUAUGGUUUAUACUGUGACAAACGUUGCCCAGAAAACUGUCGGGAUAAUAUAUGCCGGAUUGAGGGCGGAGAUUGUUACAGUUGCAGAGAUGGUUGGACCGGGAAUAAAUGUGAAAAGCCAUGCACAUCAGGAUGGUUUGGGAGAAACUGUUCUAAGCACUGUAGUGAAAACUGCAUCGGGGGCAAUUGUGAUCACGUUGAUGCCAUUGGGACAUGUAUCGAUGGCUGCAAGCCGGGAUGGAUGAACAGAACAUGCAACCAGGCAUGCUCCUCAGGAUGGUAUGGAAGAAACUGUUCUAAAAGCUGUAGUGAAAACUGCAUCGGGGGCAAUUGUGAUCACGUUGAUGGGACAUGUAUAAAUGGCUGUCAGCCAGGAUGGAUGAACAAAACAUGCAAACAGGUUUGUUUCCAAGGUGCAUAUGGAGAAAAUUGUUCACAAAAAUGUGGUGGAAAUUGCGCCAGAAACAGAACUUGUAAUCCAGUGGACGGGUCGUGCGGUGAUUGUGCGGAGGGAUACGAUGGAGUCAAAUGUGAUAAGCAGUGCGGCCACUGGAGGACACCGGCUCUAGUCCGCUUGCCGUCAUUGUUGGGGUACCUGUAUCUGUGCUUGUCCUUAUUGUCAUCAUUGUUACGGUCAUUUGUAUCAGGCGAAAUUUUCUUAGAUGCAAAGAGAACCCUCAAAGCUCAGACUGUGCGAUUAAAGCUGGUACAUCGACAAGGACGGGAGAUGACUCACACCAAUACGAGGCCUUACAUUUUAAUCGGAACCACAUAUAACGACUAUCUUCAUUUUUUCAUCGUCGGAUACUUGUGGUUGACUCCAAUCGUGCGUAUCCGACGAUGUAUUUUUGUGGACGGACACAAUCUUGAACGUAUUUUAGCAGGAAUUAUUAAUGAAACCACAUAUAUAAAGGCCUUAAAAGGGUGGAUACAUAGUUGAAAACGAUUUACUUUUCCUUAGCAAUUUUGAAAUUACCAAACAGCAUCUCUAGAUAGGAUUGUGCAUUUGUAUUUAAUUUGGGGGGAAAAGAGCACUUGAUUAUGUAGAUUGGGAUUUUCUCUUUGAAGUGUUCAAACCGGAAGGAGAAAAUACUUUUUGAAAUGAACAAAUGCAUUAAAUAUCAAUGCUAACAUUAGAAUUAAAACACUGGGUGAUUAUUUCAAAUAAAUCUUAUGACUAGAGGAAUGGGACAAGGAUGUACACUAUCGACCCUCUUAUUUCUCUUUGUAGCUAACUUUCGAGCUAUGAAAGUUCGAAAAAGGAAUCGAAAUAGAUAACAAAAAGUAUAUUUACAUGCAGACGACUAAAUGUAGCUGUACAGGGUGUAACGUCAAUGUAUUGUACGGAAUUCAUGGAUUCUGUGAACACACUGGCUUAAAAGACCUGUUGAUUGCCUAGGAAUUGAUAAAGGGUGUCGAUAAGUGCCAGGAUAAAACUUUGGCAAAAGUUAGCUAUGAUCUUGAAAAGGAGUGAAUUCCACUUGUUGUUACUGUGUCCUUUUCAAAAAUGUAACGAGUCGACAGUAUAUUAAUUAGUUUGGGUUUGUAAAUUGUUUAGGGGGGGGGGUGUUGUUUACGUCCCAUUCGAAAAAAAUUCAAUCGUAUAGAGACGUCACUGGCAUUGGGUGAAGUGCAAAGAUGCAGUGACCAAGAAAUAUUUGACAUCACAAACCGACAUAGUAAUUUGCUUUUGGAAGACGUUUUCCCUCUGGGUAAGAGUUCUAUGGAUAUAACGCUGUUUCCGUUUAGUUAUUAGCGACCUCCAGGAGGCGGUCGAUUAUACAUAUCUUGUGGUUUAAAUACACGGCCAUGGUUAACUGACGGCAAGCAUUAUAAAGUAAUGAUCUUAUUUAUAUAUAUUCAAUACAACCUAUCAUUGGGUCAAAUGCUGUCUGACGUGUUUCAUACCGAUUAUUUAGCCGUUCUUGGAACACUGAUUUUGACUGCGGAUAACUCCGCUUACCUGAACAGGAUAUAGGGCUCACUGCGGGUGUGACCGGUCGACAGGGGAUGCUUACUCCUCCUAGGCACCUGAUCCCACCUCUGGUGUGUCCAGGGGUCCGUGUUUACCCAACAAUCUAUUUUGUAUUGCUUAUAGGAGUUAUGAGAUUGAUCGCUGUUCGUUAUCUUCACCUUGCAUUCAAAGCCAUCAUCAUCAUUCGAUUAUUCUAUUAAAUCGAGUUACGUUAUUUGCAUAUACCGAGUAUCUUAAAUAACGUGAUUUUUCAGAUCUAUUUGUAUGCUAUUGUAAUCCGGAUCAGUAUACAGAAUCCUUUAACUUUCACUAUUAAUUUUCGUACAGAAUUUCAUAACAUCAUGUUAUUCCUUCCAAUAAUGAUUUUUUAGUUUUCAUUAUUUUUUAAUCAUACGUUUUAUUUUAAUCCUUUUUAGCUCACUUGAACCGAAGGCCCAAGUGAGCUUUUCUGAACAAAAUCUGUCCGUUGUCUGUCGUCGUCGUUUUCACAUUUUCAUCUUCUUCUCCAGAACCACUGGGUCAUUUUCAACCAAACUUGGCAAAAAGCAUCCUUGGGUAAAGGGCUUUCAAGUUUGUUCAAAUGAGGGGUCAUGCCCUCUUUAAAGGGGAGAUAAUAACAAAAAUGCUAAAUUUAGGAAGGGCCACAAUAGGGGAUCAAAGUUUUACAUACAAAUAUAUAGGAUAAAUCUUCUUCUCAAGAACCAAUGAGCCAGAAGAGCUAAGAUUUACAUGAAAGCUUUCUGACAUAGCGCAGAUUCAAGUUUGUUCAAAUCAUGGCCCCCGGGGGUAGGUUGGGACCACUAUAAGGGAUCAAAGUUUUACAUGGGAAUAAAUAGAGAAAAUCUUUUUCUCAAGAACCAUUGGACCAGAAGACCUGAGAUUUACAUAAAAGUUUCUUAACAUAGUUCAGAUUCAAGUUUAUUCAAAUCAUGGCCCCGGGGGUAGGUUGGGGCCAUAAUAGGGGAUCAAAGUUUUACAUAGAAAUAUAUUGGGGGAAAUCUUUAAAAUUCUUUCUUCUUGAGAAUCAAUGGCCCAGAAGAGCUGAGAUUAACGUGAAAACUUCCUGACAUAGUGCUGAUUCAAGUUUGUAAAAAUCAUGGCUUUCAGGGGUAGGUUGGGGCCAUAAUAGGGACUAAGGUUUUACAUGCAAAUAUACAUAGAAAGUCUUCAGAUAUAGGACAAAGUGACUCAGGUGAGCGAUGUGGCCCAUGGGCCCCUUGUUUAGAUAUUUAUUUGUUUAUCUCCUCUUCAUGUUUUUAGAUUUUUGUUUCUUUUUCGUUGGUAAUAUAUCCAUGUUUCGUUGUAAAAGUAAGACAAAUAAUUUAUUUGUAAGUUUCAAUCAAUUAAUGUCUUCAACUUUCAGGUUUUCAGAAUAUUAAAUGAAACAAAUCCAUUUUAGUUUUGUAUUUAUUUGUAUAUAAGUACUGUCUUUCGAAUGUUUUAAAGAUUGACCUUGCAAGCUUGUGUUCUGCAUGAUAAUUAUUGUAUAGUAUUCCUCUCCAGUUUUGAUAACUAUGUUUAAUCUCAUGGCUUUUAAUCUGUCUUUGAAAACUAUUUCAGAUGACGAAGUGUUAAUUAAUGCAAAGCACAAACUGUUUUUGAAUUAUGCCAUAAUUUCUGGUCUAUCCGUCUCUCUCUCUCUCUCUCUCUCUCUCUCUCUCUCUCUCUCUCUGUUAUACUGCCUUGGUCAUAACCUUUGAAUGGUUAGUGAUAGGGCUUUAAUCCAAUAUUUUACAUGUGUAUUCCUUAAAACAUGACCUUUCUUUUGGUACCAAAAGUUUUGACAUCAUGACCUUCGCCUUGGAGUUUGAAAUACUUAAACCUUGCUCAUAACUUUUGAAUGUUGAGUGAUAGGGUUUUCAUGUUUAUGAAUUCCUUGUGACAAGACCUUUCUUUUGGUACCAAACAUACUUAGCUGCCAUACAGGGCAUCAUUUUUUCAAAAAUACAUCUUGUCAUCGUCGCAAACCCACGAUGGAGAGAGGAACGAAUCGUAAUCAACCGUGGGUUUCCGACGAUGACAUCUUGUUAGAAAUCAAAUAACUAUAUCGUUUAGAUAUUUUUAUGAUUAAAUAAUUAUACAAAUG
Messenger RNA from Ostrea edulis (European flat oyster), 4605 nucleotides. RefSeq names its product multiple epidermal growth factor-like domains protein 10. NCBI's taxonomy places the organism in Eukaryota, Metazoa, Mollusca, Bivalvia, Ostreida, Ostreidae. Bases 45 to 1484 code for a protein of 479 amino acids. The transcript has 9 exons. Gene Ontology annotation, molecular function: scavenger receptor activity. The record is from RefSeq and is a predicted model, not a curated record.